GUAAACAAAGGGUUUCUCCCAGUAUGGCCUUUCCAAAUCAAUCGGAUGCUCACCAUCAGCAUAUCAGCAAUCUUGUUGCAAGCGCCCGUUACCGGGCCAAGUCGUUGUCAGGCCUCGAGGGUUUUUAUCCCUUAGCGCCCUAAUGAUGAUGCUCUGCAAGUUUCAAGAAUACUCAACCUACGAUUGAAGCGAAGGUCGACGGUUUCGCGCGCGCCUGGAAAGCUAUAUGGCAGCCCCAGUUUCAAGCCGCCAUCGUCAUUGUCUACCGGAAAAUGUGUUCCUGGCACAAUGUCAUCCGAUCCCUUGUCGAGGGGCCAGGUAAGUCGACUUCAGACUCGGGAUCCCUAGAACCCCCUUGAAGCGUAUAUCUGUUUCCGGGGACCCUCAGAAAUUCAGUUUGUGGUCUCUGUUUGUCCCUACGUCCCUCCAUCUUCGCGUGCAGAGAUACCAUCGUUCGCAGACCAUAUUCCGGAAACGGUCGAGACCGCAUCGAGAUGAACCAACAACAAUGACAAAGACCGGCCCCUCGAGAUGCGUUACCGACCAUGGACAGCUCCCAGUCCGGCGGCCGUCGUCGAUCAUGGCGACCUACUUCGUGCUCGAGCAGACUCGACGACCACCUGUCUCCCUUCGUCUCUUCUCUCCCUCGUCCCGAACUGCGCAGUCGCCUGCAUUCAAAGUUUCGCAGCUACCAACUACCCAGGAAGUACCUGUGCAGACCUCGCAAACCUCAACAAUCUGUGCAUUCAAGAUAACACUUCAGGCCUUACAAUUGGAGAAGGUGGCCUACAGUGUGUCGUGUCGUUCUGUACAGGAAGAGAUCAGCUAGACUCCCGAGUAUACAACGUGUGUGAUGGUAUAGCAGGAGCUCAGCCUAAGACUGCCCGUACACUGACUGCAACCAUCUUUGGAUCCUCGACCACAGCAUCUUCCACAAUGGAGAACCUACCACCAACCAUAGGCACUCCUACUGCUACAGAACAGAUUAGCACCAUUGUUAUGGCUACGCCUUCUUCUCCGACAUCAGCACCCAACUCCGCAAAUCCUGCGGCGUCCACCGCAUUUCCCUCCGACUCCAAUACAUCUUUCCGCCCCGGCUCGUCCUCCACCAUGUCAGCUAUCCCUUCUAGCACAGCUCUCAAUACUAGCAUGUCAGACCGGGCGUCCUCGAAACCUGUACUCAGUACUGCGCAAAUCACGGGCAUUGCAGUUGGUGGUGCCGCAACGGCAGUGGUUGUGUUCACUUUGCUCAUGCUCGUCUACUGUCUGCGCAAAAAGCGCCGUGAGCGACGUCGUAGCCAGAGACGGUCACGGUUGGUGGAGCCAACUCCUCCAAACUAUCAAAGUCCUCAGAAGAGAACAACUCCAACAUUUGGCGACAUGACAUCGUCCCUGACGGCCCCAACGACCAACCAACGUUUCUACGCGACGCAGCAAUCUAUGGAAGAAAAGCGGCGAAGCUUUUGGCGCAGGAGCAUCAGACCUGAAGAGAUAGGUGUGGCCAUUUCUCCCAAAAUGCCCGGAGAGGGGUCUCCGGUAAGCGCGACGUCACAACAGAGUAUGUCGCGGCUUUUACCAGCAGCGCCCAGCCGAGCUCUCUGGCCUGCUCCCCUUGACCUGGAAGCCACCAGAGAGCGGAAAGGAUAUAGCCGGAGGCCACUUAGUGAUGCCACCUUACUUGACGAAGAGGCAGAAACAAAGGCUAUGGAAUCCGGAUCGAUCAUGGUUGAUAAUCAGCCAUUCAUUCUCGAAAAGCCACCGGCAGCCAAGAGGCAGAGAAUGAUUCCGCCACCACUGAGACUGCCCAUUGUACCUGAAAACAGUACUAGAACUCCAACCCAGGCGGUACGGAUACCUCUUACGCCGACUUACGACAACGGAAACGUCAAUCUUAUCUCACCUCCGCGCGGGUUCUGGUCUCCGCCAUCGAGAGCUCCCAAUGCCGGGGAAGCCUCACAAGGCGGUGCACCGCAAAUUCCAAUAUCUGAGCGUAGAUUGGCCCCUUCUUCGACUUAUGCGAAUAGGAAUGUCGUGCGAAAGAAUCCUCCGGGCAGGCUACCUCUUCGUGCCGUCAACAGUCAAAUCUCAGCACCAAUGAGACAGCAACAGCUCGUGCCGCCGCCUGCAGCAAGAAUCGCGGUUCCUGCUCUUGAGAGACCGGGUUCCGCCAGUUCUGUCUACACCGAGAUCGAAGAAGACACUACACCAGAGGAAGUCAACAAGCAGCUGGGACUGAGAGCAAAUCCACCCACGCCAUCUAUCUUCACAGGUAAGCUAGUCGAGCUCUAUCCUAGCCAGGAGAGUCCAAUCAGAGACCUGAAAUACCCUUCGAUUCCUCGCUCGGCCGCUGUUUCGCGACAAGCGGAGAAGCCUGCACAACCACGAAGCCCGCCUAUUGUUCGCCUCCCUCUCGCUGGGUCAACGAGAGAUCAACUUGUACGUGCCGAGGCAAGCUUCAUGCAGACAGACACGACUUCAUCCGACGGUUACUUAUCCGAUGACACCAUCGAAUGGCCAGUGCCACCGUUAUCUCAAGCCGACUCCAGACGAGGCACAAUGCUAUCGCCAGGUAUCCUUAAAUCAAGUAUGGCCAAGGUCCGAACCAACGCCACAGACGGAAAGAGACGACCACUGUCUCAAAUGAUGAGUCCCUCCCUGAACGAGGUGUUGAGCCCCGAAGCCAAACCGACGAAGCUCACCGUCCCUCAAAGGUCCCCGUCAACCAAAGCGCGCCUCACGCCAAGCAAAUCAAAGACUGGAGACCUCUAUCUGACGGUUGAGAUUUAGCGGCACGCAAGCUUUGAAUUCCCAGUAUGAAAGAAGUUUCAAAUUCUGGGAGAAUGUAUUAGUAGCUUAGAUGUUAUCACGGUCAUACCCAUAUUCACGAAGAUUACCCUGUACAAUAUACAGCAGACAAGGCCCCCAGACUGGUUAAACAAGACCAGAGAGACAGGCAACAGGAGAAAAGUAUGAUGAGAUAGCCACGAAAUUCCAAUGCAAUGUG
Exophiala xenobiotica is the source of this 3004-nucleotide messenger RNA. RefSeq lists its product as uncharacterized. Lineage: Eukaryota; Fungi; Ascomycota; Eurotiomycetes; Chaetothyriales; Herpotrichiellaceae. The transcript is spliced from 2 exons. The coding region runs from base 532 to 2787 and encodes 751 amino acids. The record is from RefSeq and is a predicted model, not a curated record.